AUGGCUUCAAAUGCAAAAGCUUAUACUCUUAAAGAUUUUUCUGAUAACAAUCAUGAAUUGAAAAAAACUGAUUUAUAUACUUUUUAUCACCAUCAUUUUGACAAAAUAUGCGACAACACUGCUGAUUCAUUAUAUUUUUGUGAUUCCUUUAAUGGCGAUAAGUCUCUAGAUUCGCCUCUUCAAGAAUUUUAUAGAAAACUGGACAGAAAUUUAAAGCUAAUACCAAAAUUAUUAGCUCAACCUGCUGAAGACAUAAGUGUAGAUAAACAUAAACUUUGUUUUUAUUUGAAAUACUGGUUUUAUGAUCAAGUAAUAGCCAAAGAAAUUAAGAACGCUCAGAUAACUCAGCUUCUUAGUAUAUGGGAACGGAACAAAAGAGAGAAAAGUUUUGAAUGUGAACAUGAUGUUAAAUCACUACCCAUUAUUAAAAAAUUAAAAGAGUAUUAUGAUUAUUAUUUAUUUUUCGAGGCAUAUAAUAAUACAGAUAACAUGAAUAAAGAAAUAUGUAAUAAGAAAUAUUGCAAAUAUCUUGAAGAUGCUAGGUAUUCAUAUUUAUUAUUUACAACGAAAUGUUUUAGUAAAAAUGAUAAUUCCGUUAAAGAAUAUUGUAAUGAAUUUAUUGAAUACAUAAUGGAAUACCUUAAGAUAUAUGAUAAAUCCUCAAUUUCCUGCCAACCAGUUGAAUCAUCUGAAGAAGAAGAUACUUCCCAUCAAGAGGAAGUCAAAGCUUCAGGUAAGGUAUCACCGCCUCGUGGUGUAAGAGGAGUAGAAGAAGACGAAGACGAUGAUGAUAUAGCGGAAGAACCAGGAACAGAAGAAGAAGGAGAAGAAGUAAAAAUGGGUUUUGGUUCGCCUUUUACGCCGGGAUUUCAUACACCAGGUCGUUCUAUAUCACAUAGAUCUACUGAAAUUGACAAUCUCAUGCCAAUUGUCUAUCCAAGUCCUACUUCUGAAGACACUAGUAGAAAAACUUCAACCGUAGCUUCAGUUUCUUCUGUGGGUAUAGGUUGUACUCUAUAUCUCUUAUAUAAGUUUACCCCAGUUGGAUCCUUUCUAUAUCCACGAGUUCAAAACAUCAAGAACAAGAUCAAUAAUUUAAUUGGAGGACAAACGGAAGUACAACAAGAUGCAUAUAAUUUUUAUCCCACGCAUAUGGACAUGAAUAGGAUUAACAUUGCAUAUCAAUCUAGGUAA
This is a messenger RNA of Plasmodium vivax (malaria parasite P. vivax), 1194 nucleotides long. RefSeq names its product variable surface protein Vir21, putative. The coding region runs from base 1 to 1194 and encodes 397 amino acids. NCBI's taxonomy places the organism in Eukaryota, Apicomplexa, Aconoidasida, Haemosporida, Plasmodiidae. The record is from RefSeq and is a predicted model, not a curated record. The transcript is spliced from 4 exons.